CACCAUGGGAGGAGGAUGAGAUCCGCAGGGACCGAGUGGAGCCCCAGAGUGUGUCCCUGUCAUGGCGGGAGCCCAUCCCCGCUGGAGCCCCUGGGGCCAACGGCACGGAGUAUGAGAUUAGAUACUAUGAGAAGGGUCAGAGUGAGCAGACUUACUCCACGGUGAAGACAGGGGAGCCUGCGGUCACCGUCACCAACCUCAAGCCGGCUACCCGCUACGUCUUUCAGAUCCGGGCGGCUUCCCCGGGGCCCUCCUGGGAGACCCAGAGCUUCAACCCCAGCAUUGAAGUGCAGACCCCGGGGGAGGCUGCCUCGGGGUCCAAGGACCAGAGCCCCGCAGUCGUCGUCACCAUUGUGACCAUCUCAGCCCUCCUCGUCCUGGGCUCUGUGAUGAGCGUGCUGGCCAUUUGGAGGAGGACCUGCAGCUAUGGCAAAGGAGGUCGGGACGCCCAUGAUGAGGAGGAGCUGUAUUUCCACUUCAAAGUCCCAACUCGCCGCACAUUCGUGGAUCCCCAGAGCUGUGGGGACCCGCUGCUCGCUGUUCAUCUGUUUGCCAAGGAGCUGGAUGCGAAAAGCGUCACGCUGGAGAGGAGCCUUGGAACAGGGCGGUUUGGGGAGCUGUGCUUCGGCUGCCUGCAGCUUCCGGGCCGCCAGGAGCUCCCCGUGGCCGUGCACACGCUGAGGGAGGGCUGCUCCGACUUGCAGAGGCUCAGCUUCCUGGCCGAGGCCCUCACCUUGGGCCAGUUCGACCACAGCCAUGUGGUGCGGCUGGAGGGCGUCGUCACCCGAGGAAGCACCUUGAUGAUCGUCACUGAGUACAUGAGCCAUGGGGCCCUUGACGGCUUCCUCAGGCGGCAUGAGGGCCAGCUGGUGGCUGUGCAACUGAUGGGGCUGCUGCCUGGCCUGGCGUCGGCCAUGAAGUAUCUGUCGGAAAUGGGCUACGUCCACCGGGGCCUGGCGGCCCGCCGGGUGCUGGUCAGCAGCGACCUCAUCUGCAAGAUCUCCGGCUUUGGGCGGGGACCUCGGGACCGAGCAGAGGCUGUCUACACCACCAUGAGCGGCCGGAGCCCAGCACUGUGGGCCGCCCCCGAGACGCUUCAGUUUGGCCACUUCAGCUCCGCCAGCGAUGUUUGGAGCUUCGGUGUCGUCAUGUGGGAGGUGAUGGCCUUUGGGGAGCGGCCCUACUGGGACAUGUCUGGCCACGACGUGAUCAAAGCCGUGGAGGAUGGCUUCCGGCUGCCACCCCCCAGGCACUGCCCGUCCCCCCUGCACCGACUGAUGCUUGACUGCUGGCAAAAGGACCCAGGUGAGCGGCCCAGGUUCUGCCAGCUCCAUGGCCUCCUGAGCAAGAUGGUGCAGGAUCCAGAACCCCCGAAGUGUGCCGACACUACCUGUGCCAGGCCUCCCACGCCCCUGGCGGACCGUGCCUUCUCCACCUUCCCAUCCUUUGGCUCCGUGGGCGCGUGGCUGGAGGCCCUGGACCUGGGCCGCUACAAGGACAGCUUCGCUGCCGCCGGCUAUGGGAGCCUGGAGGCUGUGGCCGUCAUGACUGCCCAGGACCUGGUGAGCCUGGGCAUCUCAUCGGUGGAACACCGGGAGGACCUCCUCAGCGGGAUCAGUGCCCUGCGGGCCCGGGUGCUCCAGCUGCAGGGCCGGGGGGUGCAGGUGUGA
Molecule: messenger RNA, 1670 nt
Organism: Physeter macrocephalus (sperm whale)
Lineage: Eukaryota; Metazoa; Chordata; Mammalia; Artiodactyla; Physeteridae
Product: ephrin type-A receptor 10
Exons: 12
Biological process (GO): ephrin receptor signaling pathway; protein phosphorylation; axon guidance
Cellular component (GO): dendrite; plasma membrane
Molecular function (GO): protein binding; transmembrane-ephrin receptor activity; ATP binding
Source: RefSeq, a predicted model, not a curated record